UGUUCACCUAACCUGACACAUCAGUGACACGUAAUAGUAACGUGGCUGUCGUCAGCGUAUGUUUAAAAGCGUGUGAUUCGUGGCCCACAAAGAUUCAUAAUAUUUGUUGACAUAACAGACAGUGUGCUCCGUUUUAGUUUUAUUCAAAUAGAACUGACUUUAAUUUGAUCGGAUAACAUGUGGAUUUCAUCGUGCGCAACGUCGUUGAAUCGUUGGCCUUAAAUGUUACUCUAUUUUAAUUGUAACCUCACUUGCCGGUCAGAACAAAUUGAGAAGCAGAAAGUUAUGAUUACAUUGUUGCUUGGAAAAAGUUGAACUUUGCUAUAUUGUAUAAUAAGAAAAAAUGACCACAGGAUGGGUAAUACAUUUGUUGACAAUAUCAAUAUUAUUAUUUGUCCUCUGUGUGCAAAGCUUCCAGAGUUUGGAAGUGAUAUAUGCAAUAAAUUCUGGAGGAGAAGCACACACUGACAGUUAUGGAAUUCGAUAUGCCAAAGAUCCAUUAAUGGGUAAAGUUGGAACGGCAUCUGAUUAUGGCAAGCAGUUAAUUAUUGGACGAAUAAAUGCUAUCGAUCAAAUAUUGUAUCAGACUGAGCGUUACCACCAUAGUACAUUUGGGUAUGAUAUACCAAUUAGUGAAGAUGGAGAGUAUGUUAUAAUAUUAAAGUUCUGCGAAGUUUAUUUUAAUUCUCCCAAUAUGAAGGUCUUUGAUGUGGUUUUAAAUGGAGACCAUACUGUUGUUACUGACUUAGAUAUAUUUGAAAGAGUUGGUCGUGGUAUAGCACACGAUGAAUAUAUUCCUUUUAAAGUUCAAGGAGGAAAAUUAAUAUACAAUGACGAAGAAUCAGAUAUUUUAGCUGGAAAGAUUCGAGUUGAAUUUAUAAAAGGGUAUAGAGAUAACCCAAAGAUAAAUGCAAUUGCUGUUAUAAAAGGAAAUAUAGAAGAUAUACCACAGUUAGGCCCAAUUCCUCAAGAACCAGAGGAAUAUCAGAAUAUACAAGAAGACGAAGAAGAAUCGACAGUGCGUAGCCGACACACAAGCGGCCCUAGAACUCCAGAUCCCUAUUCAAUUGAUGAUUCUUCAGUAAUGCUACCAGUGUUUGCAGCGAUUGGGACAUUUAUUCCUUUACUAUUUUGCCUCUGUAAACUAUAG
Dufourea novaeangliae is the source of this 1150-nucleotide messenger RNA. RefSeq names its product malectin-B. Gene Ontology annotation, molecular function: carbohydrate binding. The transcript is spliced from 4 exons. Bases 344 to 1150 code for a protein of 268 amino acids. The record is from RefSeq and is a predicted model, not a curated record. Gene Ontology annotation, cellular component: membrane. NCBI's taxonomy places the organism in Eukaryota, Metazoa, Arthropoda, Insecta, Hymenoptera, Halictidae.